Motacilla alba alba is the source of this 4839-nucleotide messenger RNA. RefSeq names its product chondroitin sulfate N-acetylgalactosaminyltransferase 1 (gene CSGALNACT1). The coding region runs from base 1488 to 3080 and encodes 530 amino acids. The record is from RefSeq and is a predicted model, not a curated record. Gene Ontology annotation, molecular function: glucuronosyl-N-acetylgalactosaminyl-proteoglycan 4-beta-N-acetylgalactosaminyltransferase activity. The transcript is spliced from 8 exons. NCBI's taxonomy places the organism in Eukaryota, Metazoa, Chordata, Aves, Passeriformes, Motacillidae. Gene Ontology annotation, cellular component: Golgi cisterna membrane.
CCUGACAUUUCAGUUUGUCUUCUCUUCAUCUCAGUUGGUGUGAAACUGUGUUGGUCUGGUGAAAUCAACAGAAUGGUUGUUAGGAGGAGUUACCAUCUCUGGCUUUCUGGUACUUGCCUAUGCAGCUGACAUGCCUUAGCUGUGACCACCUUCGGUGUUGAUUUAAAGUAAUCUGCUUUUUUUGGCACUGACCUGGAUAGGGACUGCUUUCACAAGCGUGCCCAUGAGAUAGUAGUACAGUAACAGCUGUAUAUUUGUCAGUCACUGUAAGGCAAUGCCACUGAAGCUACCAGUACAAUUUAAUAAGACAGAUCCAGAGUGCAAGCAAUGAAAGCUUCUUGUCAGGAUGCCUCCAGUCAUGAUGGUAAAAUCCCUGUGAAGAAGGUUAAAGCCCCCAUAGUCUCAAUUCCCUACUAUGAAAAUGGUGUUUCAAAGGACAAAGUAGCUCUACUAAUUCACUGCCCUGAAAUAUUUAUAAAGAUCCAUCUUUGAUGGCAGAGAUUUCAAACCAGAAAACUAUAUAGAAAAGAGAUAGUACCCUGAAGAGAGAGAUUCUACAUUUUAGUAAAGAUGGCUAUCUAUAUACAUAUAUAUUCUAAGGUCAAUGUUUGAAGAGCUCUUUGACCAAAAUUCAAAUCCGUUGCUGCUUAUAGAAAUUAAAUAGUGUGUUUAUCUAAGCCAUUGAGAUGUAAUUUCAGUUUAUACCAUGUUAGUACAACUAAUCCUUUCACUGAUGUUCAGCUUCUGCCAAUUCAGUCAAUGGACUAAUUGUGUGCAGGGAAGCAUACAAGCACAGCAGUGUUUUAUGUACUGCAUCUCACCACUUCCUGACCCUGUCUCCCUGCACACUACCUUCUUACAGUCUUCUAGCCAGAUCUGUUGUACGGUUAGAAAUGCCCAGAUUAAUUUUCCCAGCUUUGACACGCUCCUUUACAUUGCAGGAGGCCAACAUUUUUAGUGCAUCCAUAGGAAGCGUCUCCACUACAGCCUUUCAACACACGAGAGACAGACUGAAGAUGUAGGCAGCUGACAAAUGUGAAAGCAAUGAAGAGGUGUUCUGAGGUUGACAGCACUUUUCAUAGUACAUGCGUUUUCUGGGAAAGGCAUGAGAAGGGAGAUAAACAGGCAAUGGUUUUGGCAAGCUGAGAAGAAGCUGUAGCAGACCAAGAUGUUCCAAAGAGAAGAUCGCAUCAAAAAGGUCCUCAGGCUCCAUCAGCCACCGUCUGAUCAUAUUGCAACAACAUAGGUGUUGCCAUGAGGAUCAGGAUGUGUCCUGUCUGCUUCACAACUUGUCUUUUGGUCCUGCUGGGUAUACACCAGAGAGAGCUCCAUGUAGAGAUAGAGCGCACAUUUCAAGAGAGCUGACAAACCAGUUCCUGCACAUACAUGUAUCUGUGUAAGAGUCCUCCAAGACCAGAGGCCUCUGUGGCACUGCAUGGAUAUAAGAACUGUUGCAUGUGUGGGGUUAGACUCUGCUUUUUUGAGAUAUGAUGCUCCGACGAGGAUUUAUUCUUUUUCUUCCUCGACUUGUAGGCCUGCUGGUGCUGGCCUGUUGCUCAGUGUCUAUUGUGUACAUGUUGGCUUGCACACCCAAGGGUGACAACCAGCAGCUUGCCUUGCCCAGGGUGCACAGUCCGACUGUGAAGGAGGGAUAUGAAGCCAUUCUGCAAGAGCGAGAAGAGCAACACCGCAAUUACAUCAUCAGCUUGAAGAAACAAAUUGCCCAGUUGAAGGCUGAGCUCCAGGGCAGGACUGAGCAGCUUAAGAACAUGCAGAACCAGUACCCAGACCCCUUGGACAUUCAGCUUGACCACAGUAAGCCAGAGAAGGCCCAGGCCAACCUAUUGGCUUUCCUCCGUUCCCAAGUGGACAAAGCAGAGGUGCACAGCGGUGUUAAGCUGUCCACAGAGUAUGCGGCAGUGCCCUUUGAGAGCUUCACCCUCCAGAAGGUUUACCAGCUGGAGACAGGGCUGACGCGGCACCCGGAGGAGAAGCCCGUAAGGAAGGACAAGCGAGAUGAGUUGAUAGAGGUGAUCGAGUUAGCAGUGGGGAGCUUGAACAAGCCAGACGGGGUCAGCAAAGCAAAACCCCACGUAUACACAGCCUCCGACUUCGUUGAAGGGAUCUACCGUACAGAAAAAAAUAAAGGCACAUUGUAUGAGCUGACUUUCAAAGGAGAUGCAAAGCAUCAGUUCAAGAAGAUUGUUUUAUUCCGGCCAUUUGGUCCUGUAAUGAAAGUGAAAAAUGAAAAUGUCAAUAUGGCUGACACACUUAUUAAUGUCAUUGUGCCGUUGGCCAAGAGAGCCAGCAAAUUUCGGCAAUUCAUGCAGAAUUUCAGGCAAAUGGGCAUUCAGCAGGAUGGAAGAAUUCACCUCACUGUAGUUUACUUUGGAAAGGAACAAAUGAAUGAAGUCAAAUCAAUACUUGAAAAUACCUCUAAGUCAGCCAACUUCAAGAACUUCACCUUCAUCCAGUUGAAUGAAGAGUUUUCCAGGGGCAAAGGAUUAGAUGUUGGUGCUCGAUUUUGGAAAGGAAACAAUGUUGUUCUCUUUUUUUGCGAUGUGGACAUAUACUUCACAGCCGAAUUCUUGAACUCCUGUAGAUUGAACACACAGCCAGGGAAGAAGGUAUUUUAUCCUGUUCUCUUCAGCCAGUAUAACCCCAGUAUAAUUUAUGGUCACCAUGAUUCCAUACCAUCUUUAGAACAGCAGCUGAUUAUUAAAAAAGAGACUGGAUUUUGGAGAGACUUUGGUUUUGGGAUGACUUGCCAGUACAGAUCUGAUUUUAUCAACAUAGGUGGCUUUGACCUGGACAUUAAAGGCUGGGGUGGUGAAGAUGUGCAUCUGUACCGCAAGUACCUUCACAGCAACCUCAUGGUGAUCCGAACGCCUGUCAGGGGUCUCUUCCAUCUGUGGCAUGAAAAGCAGUGUCUGGAUGAGCUGACUCCAGAGCAGUACAAAAUGUGCAUGCAGUCCAAGGCCAUGAAUGAGGCUUCCCAUGGCCAGCUUGGGAUGCUUGUUUUUAAGCAAGAGAUUGAGACACACCUGCAUAGACAGAAAUUGAGCACUAAGAAGACAUGAAUCCAGAAAGAGAGGUUGAAAGCCUCUGAACUGGACUUCAGGGUGUUUUGGAAAAGAGGCUUUAGCCAGAAAAGUUGGGAUGAGACUGAAAGAGGAUGGAGAUUCCAGCAGGAUGGCAGCAAAAGAAGAGGGAAAGCGUCUGUCCUCCACACUUUUGUUUUUAUUCUAAUGGGGUUUUCAAAUACUCCACUAUCCUGACUGUUCAGCACUUGCUUCUGGGGAAGACUUGAACACUUGAUGAGAUUCAAGGUCACAUCACAGAGACAAUGAACAUUAUAUGUUGUUAUGUGACCAGUGUGGUUUUCACACUAACAAAUGGAUGUGCUUUUCCUUUGAAAUGUUUGUAAGAUGUGUACAGUUAUUUAAAGGACUGAUCUUUUGCUGGGCCAAUAAUCAGGAGUUAUUUCCUGCAUCUAACUUGACAUAUCUAAAAAGGGCUACUUUUGAAUCACUACAGAGACUCCUGCUCUGGGAAGGACAUAUGAUUGUUAACCAUGGUAAAGCUGGAGUGACCAAAAAUACUUUUCCUUUAAGGAGCUGGGAUGGGGGAACAGCAGCAGUGCAUUAACAGGCCAUUCCCAGUUAAUACAGAGAAAGAGAUUUCUCAGAAAGUGCUUUCUAAAUUUAAGAAAGAGAAAACUUACUGAUCAAGUGUGAUGGUUGAAAAAUGCUGGAGGGUACUGUUUGUUCUCCUCUGUGGACAGUGAACCAAAAGCAGUGAGCCACAUCUGUAUCAUGUGAAUCACAUCGUGUAUUUCUGCUUUAGAAUGCUGAGAUUCAAGAUUUCAAGUAUUCAAGUAUUCAAGUAUUCAAGAAUUUCACGAUUCAAGUAUUUCAAGAUUUAUUUUUAAAUGAAAUUCAUUUGGCUUGAGAAUUAUUUUGCCAUACUUCAGGUUUUCUACUUCUAGCCUUAGUAGGAAAUACAACCUUCCAAUGCUUGGAAAAUGCUCUGCAGAUCUGUGUUCCUGUGGAUGGGAACUGGAAUAGAUAAGUGAUUUUUCUACACAACCUGGGCACUGGAAGGCAGAAGCUUUAUCAUACUGAAGAAAAGGAUAUACAUAUCAACUUGCAGUACUGAUUUAGCAGGAGGCUUUAAACUCCAAAUGCCAGAUACCAACAGUGAUGAACAUUUUCUGACUUUAUACCAAAGUAUUUCUUCCAAACCAAAUACAGAGUCUUGCCCAGGGUAUAGAAAGCUUUCUGUAAUUAACAAAAUAAAUUUUUGUGGUGGACUACUGGACCCUGCAAAUUCUCUUAUGACAAUUAUAGGUACUAAUUGUAAAAAUUAAUAAUCUUCUGAAUAGUUUUUGUUGCAAUUGCCUGAAACUGUUGAAAGUCUGAGUUACUGCUCUUAUAAAGCAUUUCCUUUUAAUGCUGACUGCAAUUUACCAUUUUAAUAUAUACUAGCCAACAAAAACUGCACGGGCUUGUAAAUCCCAUUUGCUUACCUAAAUGCUGUUUCUCUGAGCAGUCUCUUUAGUUUUUUUGGAUUCAUAUUAAUUCAAGGCAGUCUAAACUAGAUUCUAAUUUGGUUUUUGGCUUGUAAAAGCUGGGGUGAAGAAAGGUAGCACUGAACAAUGAAUGAACCACUCUUUGUUGUGUGGCUGUGCACUAGGAAGAGCGCUAUGAACCUCUUUUGAAAGCGCUGCAUGCAGGUUCUGCAGAGACCAUGGUGCUGUAAGUACCUUUUCCUUGGACAGGUUUAUAUGUGUUUGACUUUUGCUGGUGCAAAGGAUCUACAUUGCACUUGCCUUGCAAA